AUGGGCGUCCAAGAUUCUCAUGGGGAGGCCACAGGAACGCCAGAGUCCGUAGAGAAGGGGUUUGCCACCCUCAACACCAUCCGGAUCGGUGUCAAGGUUAUAGUCCAGAAGGAUGGGGAAUUAAGAAAAGCAGAGAUAUUGUCUAUUAGGCAGCGUAAAGAUGGCCCGAGCUUCUAUGUCCACUAUGUUGAUUUCAAUAAGCGUUUGGACGAAUGGGUGGAUGCCGCAAGGCUUGACCUAUCCCAAGAGGUUGAAUGGCCACAGCCGGAGAAACCGGAGAAAAAGAAGACUGGCCCCGGGCAGAAAGCACCAAGCAAGAAUGCGCAGAAGCGCGCCAGGGCAGAGAGUCGGGAAGUUUCAGCGACACCGGAUCUUCUGUCGGGCAAAAAUGUGAAUGUUGGUAAAGCUCCACGUCCGUCCAAGGCUGGGGGCAAGGAGAACAGGGGCGAUGAGACACCGGCCAAUAUGUCGAUUCUGGGGUCCGAAGUUGUCUCUGCAGACGGGACUCCCAAGCUGGACUCUGAUGAUGUCGACAUGAUCGAUGUCGGGUUCUCAGACAUGAAAGAGGAACAAGGCAAGAAGUCGCGAGAAGAUGAAAUUGAACGCUUGCGGACAAGCGGUAGUAUGACGCAGAAUCCAACGGAAAUCCAUCGCGUGCGUAACUUGAAUCGCCUACAAAUGGGCAAAUUUGAUAUCGAACCUUGGUAUUUCUCGCCUUAUCCUGCCGAAUUCUCUGAUGUAGAUAUGGUCUACAUCGAUGAAUUUUGUCUGAGUUAUUUCGACAACAAACGCGCAUUUGAGCGUCAUCGUACCAAAUGCACACUUGUACAUCCUCCCGGAAACGAAAUCUACCGCGAUGACUACAUCUCAUUCUUCGAGGUAGAUGGCCGACGUCAGCGGACCUGGUGUCGGAACCUUUGCCUUCUGAGCAAGCUUUUCCUCGACCACAAGACGCUUUACUACGACGUGGAUCCGUUCUUGUUCUACUGUAUGUGCACUCGAGACGAAACAGGUUGCCAUUUGGUAGGGUACUUUUCUAAAGAAAAAGAUUCGGCCGAGGGCUACAACCUUGCUUGUAUCAUGACCCUGCCUCAAUACCAACGCCGCGGUUUUGGCCGGCUUCUCAUCUCCUUUAGCUACGAGCUCAGCAAACGAGAAGGCAAACUUGGCUCGCCCGAGAAGCCUCUGAGUGAUCUGGGCUUGCUGGGAUAUCGACAAUAUUGGCGGGAAACGCUGGUAGAUCUGCUCCUUGAACCCGGCCGAGAGUCUAUUAGCGAAAACGAUCUCGCAGUCCUGACAUCAAUGACCGAGAAAGACGUCCAUGAAACCCUGGUUGUUCUCAAUAUGCUCCGAUACCAUAAAGGAAACUGGGUCAUCGUCCUUACCGACAACGUCGUCGAGGAACACAAGAAACGCCUCGAUAAGGAGAGAACCAAAGGCUUUCGUAAGAUCGACCCGGCGCGUCUGCAAUGGAAACCGCCUGUUUUCACCGCAUCAAGUCGGACAUGGAACUGGUGA
Messenger RNA from Aspergillus tanneri, 1518 nucleotides. It is a transcript of the gene ESA1, whose product is annotated as NuA4 histone acetyltransferase complex catalytic subunit ESA1. Bases 1 to 1518 code for a protein of 505 amino acids. Gene Ontology annotation, molecular function: histone acetyltransferase activity. Gene Ontology annotation, biological process: regulation of DNA-templated transcription. The transcript is spliced from 6 exons. NCBI's taxonomy places the organism in Eukaryota, Fungi, Ascomycota, Eurotiomycetes, Eurotiales, Aspergillaceae. The record is from RefSeq and is a predicted model, not a curated record.